AUGGUCGAGCAAGACAAGCCUGAGAACGGUCACAGCAUUGUCAGUCUUGCAGAUAACUCGUUCGGCAAGCCCAGCUGGCUGCACGCACCAGAGGAGCAACUCGUACGUGGGAAUCAGAGAAGAAAGUAA
This is a messenger RNA of Colletotrichum paranaense, 129 nucleotides long. RefSeq lists its product as uncharacterized. The record is from RefSeq and is a predicted model, not a curated record. The transcript has a single exon. The coding region runs from base 1 to 129 and encodes 42 amino acids. NCBI's taxonomy places the organism in Eukaryota, Fungi, Ascomycota, Sordariomycetes, Glomerellales, Glomerellaceae.